UGCCGGCGCUGCUCCUCGGCCAUCCUUCCCAACGAGCGGAUCCGCAACAUCGGCAUCUCGGCACACAUCGACUCGGGGAAGACCACGCUGACCGAGCGUGUCCUGUUCUACACCGGCAGGAUCGCGCAGAUGCACGAGGUGAGAGGUAAGGAUGGAGUCGGAGCUGUCAUGGAUUCAAUGGAGCUCGAACGACAGCGUGGAAUCACCAUCCAGUCUGCAGCCACAUACACCAUGUGGAAGGACACCAACAUCAACAUCAUAGACACGCCAGGGCAUGUGGACUUCACCAUUGAAGUGGAGAGAUCUCUGAGGGUUCUCGAUGGAGCUAUUCUUGUUCUUUGUGCUGUUGGAGGAGUUCAGUGCCAGACCAUAACUGUGAACAGGCAAAUGAAACGUUACAAUGUGCCAUUUUUAACAUUCAUCAAUAAGCUGGACAGGAUGGGCUCCAGUCCAUCCAGAGCAGUACAACAAAUGAGGUCCAAGUUAAAACACAAUGCAGCUUUUGUCCAGAUUCCAAUUGGGCUGGAAGGAAACUUUAAAGGAGUUAUAGAUCUAAUAGAAGAAAGAGCUAUAUAUUUUGAUGGCGCGUUUGGCCAGACGGUUCGAUACGAUGAAAUUCCAGCUGAGUUUAGAGCUGAGGCUGCAGAACGGCGCUCAGAACUGAUUGAAUGUGUCGCUAAUUCAGAUGAUCGCCUUGGGGAGCUGUUUUUGGAAGAGAAGGUUCCUACAGUUGCUGAUAUAAAGCUUGCAAUCAGAAGAGCAACUUUGAAGAAGUCCUUUACCCCAGUGCUUGUGGGAAGCGCUUUAAAGAACAAAGGAGUGCAGCCGUUGCUGGAUGCUGUCCUAGAAUACCUCCCAAACCCUUCAGAGGUGGAGAACUAUGCUAUUCUUAACCAGGGAGAUUCUGAGGACAAAGCUAAGUUCCUGUUGAACUCUGCUCGAGACACCUCGCAGCCUUUUGUGGGCCUUGCUUUUAAGCUGGAGGCUGGCCGUUUUGGGCAGUUAACCUAUAUUCGAGUUUAUCAGGGGAUGCUGAAGAAAUCUGAUUAUAUUUUUAACACGAGGACUGGGAAGAGAGUGCGUGUGCAAAGACUGGUCCGUAUGCACUCAGACAACAUGGAGGAUGUAAAUGAAGUUUAUGCAGGAGACAUAUGUGCACUGUUUGGAAUUGACUGUGCCAGUGGGGAUACGUUCACGGAUAAAACCAGCACUGACAUUUCCAUGGAAUCAAUACACGUCCCUGAUCCCGUCAUUUCAGUAGCUAUGAAGCCUUCCAGCAAGAAUGACUUCGAUAAAUUUUCCAAAGGCUUGAGUCGCUUUACAAGGGAAGAUCCCACUUUUAGAGUCCACUUUGAUGAGGAGAGCAAAGAGACCAUUGUUUCUGGAAUGGGAGAACUGCACUUAGAAAUCUAUUCCCAGCGAAUGGAAAGAGAAUAUAGUUGCCCUUGCACCAUGGGAAAGCCAAAAGUUGCCUUCAGGGAGAACAUCUCUGCACCUGUGCAUUUUGAAUACACGCACAAGAAGCAGACUGGUGGAGCAGGGCAGUAUGGCAAAGUUAUAGGAGUCCUCGAGCCCCUGGAUCCUGAGGACUACACAAAAAUUGAAUUUGAAGACAGAACCAUUGGCACAAAUAUUCCAAAGCAAUUUGUGCCCGCUGUUGAAAAGGGAUUCCGAGAUGCAUGUGAAAAAGGUCCAGUGUCAGGGCACAAGAUUUCUGGAGUCCGAUUCGUCUUAGAAGAUGGUGCACAUCACAUGGUGGACUCCAACGAGUUCUCUUUCAUCAGAGCAGGAGAAGGAGCCCUAAAGCAAGCUAUGGAAAGUGCUGCUGUGCGUCUGCUUGAGCCCAUUAUGGCGGUGGAGGUGAUGGCACCCACAGAGUUCCAAGGAGCAGUGAUAGCAGGCAUUAAUCGCCGUCAUGGAGUCAUCACGGGGCAAGAUGGCACUGAAGGUUACUUCACUCUCUAUGCGGAGGUGCCACUGAAUGAUAUGUUUGGAUAUGCCACUGAGCUGCGGUCUUGCACGGAGGGAAAAGGUGAAUAUACAAUGGAAUACAGUAAGUAUCAACCAUGUUUGCCCAGUACUCAAGAAGAAAUAAUUAACAAAUACCUCGAAGCAACAGGACGACUUCCUGCAAAAAAGGGCAAAGCUAAAAGCUGACUUUUCCUCUGGAGUACAUGGAACAGUUUUCACAGUCUUCUGGAAGAGCUCGGUUGCUCAGACAUAGAAGCAGUUGAGCCUGGCUAGAAGUUGUGCAGGCUGCAGUGGGACUCAGACUUACAAUUCCAUCCUAAUAUCCUUCCUUCGUGGUAUUGUCAGCAGUCACUGGGAGAUGACAGCUGAAUUGUUCAGAUGUAAAUGCUGCUCAUUGACAAAAUACAGAAACGCUAUAACAUUGAUAAGAAUUUGUCCGGAAAUUUGUCUUAAUUCUUCUGUAUUAAAAUAAUUUUAUUUUUUUACUUGAUAAAUAAUUAUUUUGUAAGUAGA
Molecule: messenger RNA, 2484 nt
Organism: Meleagris gallopavo (turkey)
Lineage: Eukaryota; Metazoa; Chordata; Aves; Galliformes; Phasianidae
Source: RefSeq, a predicted model, not a curated record